Molecule: messenger RNA, 1127 nt
Organism: Poecilia latipinna (sailfin molly)
Lineage: Eukaryota; Metazoa; Chordata; Actinopteri; Cyprinodontiformes; Poeciliidae
Gene: gra
Product: granulito
Exons: 7
Coding region: 366-728 (120 amino acids)
Source: RefSeq, a predicted model, not a curated record
UGGGAUUAUCACCAAAACAUACACUGUAUGUGCUAAUUAUUUAGUGACACUAAAAACCUCAGAAAAACAAUUUUAUUUUUCCUACUUUCACGACUUGAACUAAAAUACCAGUUACUAUUUUUUAACUCGGAACCCAGGUCAACGCGUUCUGUCAUCUUUUUGCUUCUCGGCUGUAUGAAAUUUCGAUUUUAAAAGACACCUCGAACGCACCGGACGUUAAGCUUUUAUUGCGAAAGUCAGAAACCGGAAGUGCAAUUUGUCCCUGAGUAGCAUGGAGGCAUGACGCCGGUGAGCUGAGUAGGCACUUUAAGCAGAAGAGGGAAAAAGAGGAAAGCCACGCCAGGAAAAGUCCACAACGUUAAAGAAUGGAGGUAUCAAGUCGAAGAGUCCUACUGAGGCACCUGGAGCCAGCGAGGCCCCUGCGCCGCUGCGUCCAUGUUAAUGUUGAGCCACAAAUAAAUGCUGCAGCAGGUGAACAGCCCUUGAUGGAGCAGGAGAGUACUGUUGGCAUAGAGCAGUUCUUGAAGAUUUUCAACCUUCAUAAACAGAAAAAAGUAGAAAGAAUAUGUUAUACGAGAGACUUUUUAAUUGGUUUGGCCAGCUGCCCUGAAGCCAAGAAGAGGCCAGAAUACCUACCGGACCACCCCAUUGUGUUGCCCGAGGCAAGGGAUCCAGGCCAGCAAGAGCUGGGAGUAACACAGUGGAAUGGUGUAAAAGAAGAUGUAUGAGAUGGCAGCAAGGCCUCCCACAUCUUGAGAAACUUGCACAAGUGAUGUUUACAGCAAAUAGGUUUUGCACCGUGUUGAUUGCUUCUCUGCUUUAAUUUAUUUUAACCUAUAACAUUACUGUUGGCAUGUUACUUUCACGUUUUUUUUUUGUUUGUUUUUUUUUACGCCAUUUUGCUGUGUGAAAUGUUUGUUUUAUCUUGUCUGUUUCAAAAAAAGGCUCGAAACAGCAAGGCAAAUUUGCCAAUAUUUCUUUCUGACCUGAUGUAAAGUGUAGCUUUUGAACUUCAUGUAAUUCAGCAGAAAAUAUUGGAUUAAGUAAUUCGUUGAUAUUGUCUAUAUGUACGACACAUGCAAAAAUACUGUUGUUUCCAUUAAAGAACACAAAAAAAUCCCCUAAAA